This is a messenger RNA of Brassica napus (rape), 1744 nucleotides long. RefSeq names its product BEL1-like homeodomain protein 7. The coding region runs from base 273 to 1640 and encodes 455 amino acids. Gene Ontology annotation, molecular function: RNA polymerase II cis-regulatory region sequence-specific DNA binding; DNA-binding transcription factor activity, RNA polymerase II-specific. NCBI's taxonomy places the organism in Eukaryota, Viridiplantae, Streptophyta, Magnoliopsida, Brassicales, Brassicaceae. Gene Ontology annotation, biological process: regulation of transcription by RNA polymerase II. The transcript has 4 exons. The record is from RefSeq and is a predicted model, not a curated record.
UUAAUAGAGGGUUUUAGAUCAUACCUCAGAUGCCCUUAAACAUAUUUGUAGUUGAAAACAUUUUUAUUUCUUAUCUUCACCAAAUAAUAAACUAAGAAGAAGAAUCAAAGAAGCAAGUUCAAGCACCAACCGGCUUUAAAGCAUCCUUUUCUUUUUCGUUUACUUUCAUCUUUGUCCAAGAGUUGAGCGUUGAUUGUGUUUGAUUCUUGCAACAGAUCAAUUCUGUUUCAGAUAAGUUUGAUCUUGAUCACAAGAAGAAGGAGGAGGAGAGUAUGUCAACUUAUUACAAAAGUAGUAGUGGCUCAAGUGACAUUUAUUCCAGACCAAAUGCAUCCGAGUUUGUCCCUGAAAACGCAAUGAUCUACACGAAUCCUGCGGUUUCUUACUUUCCGGGAGAAGCUAACAAUGUCUCAGCUUCAAAAGAGAUUCAAGAACUGUCUAGUUUCGGUGGAGUAGCUUCACAAGCGGUGGAGAUUCAAGAUUCUGGUUCUUGGAGAGAUCAAGAAGACAGGACCUGCUUCCCGGUGAUGAUGCGUCCCACCACGGGACAGGGACUGUCCCUUGGCAUCAGCUCGCAGAUUGAGACACAAGUUGUUUCAGGCUUUCACAACUCAAAGUAUCUCGAGGCUGCUCAAGAGCUUCUGGAUGAAGCUGUUAAUGUUAAGAAAGCUUUGAAGCAGUUUCAGCCAGAGGGAGACAAGACUGAAGAAGACAAAGAGAAGAAUCUUCAAGAAUCAAUCACGAACCCUGAUUUACCUCAAGCAGAGAGACAAGAACUGCAGAACAAGUUGUCUAAACUGUUAUCGAUAUUAGACGAGGUGGACAGAAGAUACAAGCAGUAUUACCAUCAGAUGCAGAUAGUUGUAUCAUCUUUCGAUGUAAUAGCCGGAUGCGGAGCAGCUAAACCAUACACGGCUCUUGCGCUUCAGACAAUCUCAAGGCACUUCCGUUGCUUGAGGGAUGCAAUAUCAGGACAAAUCUUGGUGAUAAGGAGAAGUUUAGGAGGAGAACAUGAUGGAUUAGAUGGGAGAGGAGUUGGUAUAAGCAGGUUAAGGAACGUUGAUCAAAAGGUAAGGCAGCAGAGAGCGUUGCAGAGGUUAGGCGUGAUGCAACCUCACGCUUGGCGGCCUCAACGCGGUCUACCUGAUUCCUCUGUUUUGAUACUCCGUGCUUGGCUAUUUGAGCAUUUUCUCCACCCUUAUCCAAAGGAUUCGGACAAGAUCAUGCUAGCUAGACAAACAGGGUUAAGCAGAGGCCAGGUGUCGAACUGGUUUAUAAACGCGCGUGUGCGUCUCUGGAAACCGAUGGUGGAGGAGAUGUACAAGGAAGAGUUCACAGAUGCAUUGGAGGAGAAUGUUACCAACUUGUAUUCCGGAAACAACAGACCAGAAACCACCGAGUCCCAAGAACAGCAACUCGUGUCUAGUUCCAACAAUGGUGGGGCAAGCACUAGCGCGGUGGCACGUGGUGGUGAAGACCAGCUAAUGAUGGUCACCGAGAUGACAAGAAAUGGCAGUGGUGGGAUGUCUUUAACAUUAGGCAUUCCGGACAACUACGAGAAUAGUUUCCAGUAUUUAAACUCUGGCAACGGCCAGCACCGGCUUGGCUCUUCUCAGUUGUUGCAGGAUUUUGUAGCUUGAAUGAAGAAUACAAUAGAGGUGUAGUAGUAAUUAUAUUCUUUUUGUGAAAGUAAAACCAUCAGAUGAAUUAAAGGAAAAUAAGGCCAAAGGGUUUAACAUCAAAA